AUGGCCACCAAGUGGGAAAACCCUAACGCCCUCCACCACGAUGGAACGCCCCCCAGCACGACGGCCAUCGACAGCAGUAGCGCCACUAUUGUCUUCCACAACAUCAACAUCAACAGUAACGACACCACCAAUAAUCAAAAAGCUUCGAAAUCAAGAACAUCCAGUGACGAAGGGCACGGAAGAAAGAAAGGAGAGGGAAGGAGUGAGGGUUGGGCACUUCAGAGUGACGAAGGGCAUGGAAGUAAAACGAAAGAGGAGAGGGAAGCAUUGCGGUGUCGUAAAAUUAGAGGUGGUAGUGGUGGUGGAUGUGGUGCUGAUGGUGGUGGAGGUUGUGGUGGUGGUGGUGGUGGUGGUGAUGGUGAUAGUGGUGGUAGAUGUGGUGGUGACGGUGAUGGUUGUGGUGGUGUUGGUGGUAUAGGUGGGAGGAAAAAAACUUAUUAUUAG
This is a messenger RNA of Vigna unguiculata (cowpea), 444 nucleotides long. Lineage: Eukaryota; Viridiplantae; Streptophyta; Magnoliopsida; Fabales; Fabaceae. The record is from RefSeq and is a predicted model, not a curated record.